AUGGAGAAACCAGCAGACACUAGCGGCGACAUCCUCCACUCGCUCCAAGACACCCCCUACGCCUGCUCAUCGGUCGAAGAGCUAUGCGGAGGAUCGGGAAAUGCAACAUACAGAGGAAAGCUCUCCAAGUCAUUGCACGAUGGAGCCGACACCGUGAUAAUAAAGCACUGCGAGGAGACCUGCCCCAAAGUGCCACAUCUAGCACUAUCCACGAACCGAUGUAUAACAGAGCGAGAAAUACUCACCGCGAUCCAAGAAUCACCGGCGGGCAGAGUAAGCCACAAGGACGUCGUCGUCAAAUGUCCCCGAAUACACCAUUACAUACCGCACGAGAAAACUCUGAUAUUGGAGGACUUUCCACACGAUAGCACUCUGCAUGAUUGGCUCUCAAACACGGAUGCUGAUCGUGAUGCCACGACACUAGCAGCACUAGGUGAAGCGCUAGGAACCUGGCUCAUGCGAUUCCACGUGUGGUCGGAGAGCGCGGCAGGGAGCUUGUCAGGCGCUGUCCUGGCAAAUACCAACUCAACUGGUAAAGAUCUAAACCGCACGAAACUACAGGCAGUCAAGAGGCAAUGCGACGAUAAAAAGGUGCGAGAUUACGCGGCGGAUUUGUUGUCCUCAGCGCCGAAACCCGGUGAUGUUGUGGUUCAUGGGGAGUUUUCUACCAGGAACAUUCUUAUCCAAUCCUCCUUAAACAAUCCGGACAGACCCCCAAAUUGCUCUCUGGCAAUCAUCGGCUGGGAAACGGCUUGCUACGACCUCUUUACGCGCGAUGUGGCCAGCAUGAUUGCUGGCCUCUACAUGCAAAAACACUUCAGUGGCAGCGAGAGCGCGAUGACAGUCCUCCAAGCUUUUGUCGCUAAUUAUCCAGCCCUAAGUGAAGAAGAGGCGUAUAGGACGGUGGCGCAGGUUGGCGAGAACCUCUUCCACUGGGGUGCGUAUGCUCCUGAGACGCACACAGAGGAGCAGGUGCAGACCAUUGUGGAGUAUGGAAAGGCGCUGAUUAUCAUGGGUAUGGAGGAGGACCGGGAGGGGGUUUUGGGAACGUUCUUAAGAUGCUUACUGGAACCUGCUGCUCGGUUGGAUGUAUAG
Molecule: messenger RNA, 1095 nt
Organism: Aspergillus calidoustus
Lineage: Eukaryota; Fungi; Ascomycota; Eurotiomycetes; Eurotiales; Aspergillaceae
Source: the annotation of a GenBank genome assembly